AUGAGAUCCGCAAUCACUCUCCUUGCCUUGGCCGUGCUCAUGCAGGUCCGCGCCUGCCGUAAGAUUGGUGUCUAUGGAUGCAUCGAUGUUAAUACCAACUGUGCGCUCUUAAAAGGAUGUGUUAACGCCAUUGACCCAGUAUGUGUCAACUUCCCCAAAAGUCUCAAUGACAAAAUGAACUCCUACCUAGGAGGCAAAACCCAGAUUAUGUUCUAUGAGCACUAUGAUUACCAGGGCGCCAAACUGGAAAGUAGUCGAUGGAGGGAUGUCCCAAAUGGAGGCUCAUUUCGACCCGCACCCUAUGCCAAGCAAGUCAGUUCCGUGAUGAUAAACUACUACACCAGACGAUAA
Molecule: messenger RNA, 351 nt
Organism: Linnemannia hyalina
Lineage: Eukaryota; Fungi; Mortierellomycota; Mortierellomycetes; Mortierellales; Mortierellaceae
Source: the annotation of a GenBank genome assembly